Molecule: messenger RNA, 4279 nt
Organism: Tuber aestivum (summer truffle)
Lineage: Eukaryota; Fungi; Ascomycota; Pezizomycetes; Pezizales; Tuberaceae
Source: the annotation of a GenBank genome assembly
UCCAAGUGAUGGUGAGGGGCACGUUAGCAUCCAAGGAACCACCGAGUGGGUAUGUGAUUGCAUUCUCCCCGUUGGCCCCCUGUGCGAAGGCCCCGAUCGCGCCUGUUAGGACAGAUAGUGUUACUGGAAGUAGUGAUAGAUAACGCAUCUUGGAUUUUGUUUUUAAAGGAAUGGACGCCAAAAGCGAAGGAAAUGAUUACGGAAGGAAAGAAAGAAAAGAAGAUUAGCCGGCGAUUCAAGGGAGUGGCCAGGAAACAAAUAUGAGGGGAGACGAAAAGGGAUCAAAGAGGGGGGGACAGUGUGGUUUUAUUCCAUUGUCGUAGCCUAUGGUCUCUGUAAUCCUGCUAUUCUCAGCCCUGUUGAUUGAAGUUGCGUUCAACCACAUGGGGAAGGGGGGGAGGCCUGGGGACAUGAAUUUGUCCAGAUGCAGCCGGUGGGUGAUACCAUGGCCGUAACUUAGGGGUCACAAUAUGCAGAUCCGGAAUGGGUUUGGGAGCGGACUAGCAACUUUACUCGAGUACUGUACGAGUACUCGAGUACUCGUACAGUGCUAGUACAGCGGAGUACCAGGUACCGGUAUUCCGAAAGUCUGAAGGAUGAUUGACCUGUGCGACAUGGGAAGGGUCGUCUGCAGGGGAAAGCAGGUACAGUACCGUACUGUACAUAUUCUGCGUAAAUCAGCAACAAUCCCCCCGUGGUUCACGCCCACAACUCGCCUCUAUAUUCUCAAUGGUGCGCAGUGGAUUAAUGUACUCGAGGACCGAUGCGGUUGUGCCUGGUGCUCCUUGCCAACCCUGUCGAGUGCUCGACCAAUCAGCAAGUCUGAGAUCCUUACUUGUGGACAUAUACUUGGAUGGAAGGGGGGGAGAAUGUUUCAACCCCCAAUCCCGGUAAGCUGGGGAAAAUGACGAGGCACCGAUAUUGCUGCUGAGCACAGUACUUGUACCGGUACUGUGCGCGUACACGAGUACAAACCCACCAGCGAAGGUUGCUGUGCGUGCCCGCACUACCGGUAAGUUGGAAAUCUGAUGAACGAGUCAGCCUUUUGCAGUUCCAGAAACACCAUUGCAGCAUCUAUUUUCAAUGGGCGUUGCUGCCUUACCACUUGAUGGACCCCUACAAUACAUGCUAUCCCGCCGAAUCCCGCAAUUGGGUGCGAAACGCUGGAUACCAGACCCAAAAUGACAAGUGCUUUGGUGUCAGAAAAUGUGAUACCGGUAGAAUGCGAGCGCCAUGACUGCAGGGUCACUUCGAUGACCUGCCUUUUGCUCCCAAGCCACGCACGUUUAUCGCGAGGGUCAAACCAUGUAUGGUGUUGGUGGUCAGUGCUUACUCUAGGGGGGUCAUGGAAUACUGUACUCGAGUACUAGUACCUGGUACAGAGGUACCGGUAUUGUGUGCAAUUGUUGGAUGCGGAAAGUUCCAGGCUUUUUGACCCCUGUGUGCGAUCAAGACUCGAGAGGACGCGACCGGGUACAAGUAUCACUAACCCCGUGGCUGGACACCACUCGAGUGCUGCGCUCCAGCAACUGUGAUUCGCUCCCGAGCAGGUCUCGAACGGUACGCCUACACAGCGUACGAUACAACACGAUAUGAUACGGUGCUGCGAACUUGCCAAUCAAAAAUAUAUGAGGAGGACUCGGAAAGGAGAAGCGAAGGAUCGAGGGGGGCUACGCUAUGGGAAUCGGGAAGGGGAGGCGAGGCAUCGGGGUCGACGACGACACUCACGGAUUACACAGCGAGCCUGGUCCCGGAUCCCAGAGGAGAAGCGCCAGGUUACCCGACAUCGAAAAGACUUUGGGGUGCAAAUGGCCACGGUUUGCUGGCAGCUGGCACUGUGCUCGAGGACUUGUAUCGUCCUGUACUGCACCGUAUCAGGCCCUAUUCCCGUGAUCUACCGUACUCGAGCACGAGUACAGCACCGCCCGUUUACGAUGCACGAACGCGCGGUCCGGUUCGAUCACAACUGCCGUAUCAAACUAUCGAAGUGUCGGUCGAGGACGAAGCUCGAUUGGCGACGACGCGUCGAGCCUUCAGCACCUUCCUCUUGGUCGUGGGGCACCGGCGGGGGGGAACAAAGGAAUAGUGCCAUUUAUCGCACAGAAUCUGCACUCCUUGCGGGCCGUCUGAAAUCUACCGACUCUUCGGCCCCGGAACGUUGGUCGCCGCUUUGUGCUAGAAUGGUGCGAGUACAGUACAGUACUCUGCUGUCAGCACCGAGCAGGCAAGUGGCGGAAUGUUCGAGAAGAACACCCGAAAUACACGUGCCACGGAUCGCAGGGGUAAACUUGCCAGUUCCUGGAGGUACAGUACUGCACCGUACGGUGCGGUACGAGUACGAGUACUGUACCAUCGCUCAGAACUAUGACCUCUCUCGCACGGAGCGGAGAGCCAUUCGCUUGACGGCUUGGGUUGGUGGAUUUUAUCGCGACGAUGAUUGGGAGAUGGAUAAAUGGGAAAGGCCGAGAUCCACUAUCGCCAUCAAUUCUCCCUUCUUUCUUUCCUUCUUUCCUUCUUUUUCUUCUCUAUUCCUGACCCGGCCAUUGAGGCAGGUGCUCUCCACGUCGGAAAUUGGAACGUCGCUCAAGUGGGCUCAUAGAUCAAGAGUUUAUCACACCCUAGAGAUUGGCGUUUACUGUACCGUACUCGAGCACAGCCCACUGUGUUUUUUUGUUUUUUUUGUUCAAAACGAUAUUAUAUUCUUAUCGUAAGUGAGCGAGAUACAUCAUACCAAAAGCGAUAGGGCGUGGGAUGGUAGAGAGAAAGUAUGCUAAAACCAAACCCUGGCUAGGUUCACUGCUCAAACGAAUCGAGACCCUGCUAUAUAUAUACGAGUGCAGCAUGUGUCGUGUACCAUCGUCAGUCGUGCCCCGCUGUCCUGGAUUUCACUCUCGGAUCCUUCGCUGACCCGGGCAGUUUUCCCAUAGAGAUACCGUGCACCUCACUGCCCCGGAUUUUAUGCAUGUUUCCGGAUCGGAUGGAGAUUUAAAACUUGUACGGUAGCACAUGCUCACGUGGAGAAUAUAUUCGGUGUCGAGCAUUUUCACCCCAUCCUGACCCCGAAACCUGACCACGGCUGUUUUGGGAAGUUGGGGAGUGUCGAUUUCAGGGCGCUUCCGUCGUGGACGGCAGAGGUCGUCUUCUCCUGCAAAGGUGUUAGGCCGAGCUUCCGCAAUGUUGUUGUUGCGCCCCUGUUCCCCUGUUCCCCUGGUGACGUACCGUAUGAGAGAUCUGCGCGCGGCACAACGAGGAGGGCUCGGUGACAGGAGCAGAAAAUCGUAUUUCAUACUGCCGAACUUUGUUGCUCGAUUGUCACUCGGUUUUUCAAUUUCCUUCCUUCCUAAACGGGAUUUUGUCCACCGCUUCUCUCCUCCGGAUGUUUCGCUGUCCCGGAUAGCCGACUCAGGAUUUUGACCAUCUAAGACCGUAGCUUGCCGUCUGUGCGGGGCGAUAGCGUAAUGGCUGUGGUGCGAGUAAAUGGCCAGUUUACCCCUUGCAAUGGAUGGCAUUUCAAAAGUUUUCUUAGGAUUUGCAUCCAAGAUGAGCUCUGUGCUUUGGCGAGGUUUGGUGGGUUAUUUAUUUCUGUACGGAAUUGUUACCGACUCCUAGAAGCGCUAACGUCAGCAGCAGCAGAGUACUGCACUGUACUCUAUCAUACCGUGGUACGGUAGAAGCUCUGCGGGAAAAGGUCUCUUCAUCCUGACUAGCUUAUUUUUAGAAUUGGGAGUGUAGGCUUGCCCGGGUCAACCCCGGUGUUGGCGGGUAAAUAUUCCUAAGGAUCAAUCUAAGAAGAGAUAUCAUUGGAAACCUGGAGUGGCUUCACCUCCAAUCAGCUGUCACUUAAAAUACCGAACUCGGUUGGAUGGUGAUCAAGGUGCUAUGAUACUUCCCCACGGGGCUAAUCAAAACUGUUUAACUAGGUCCUGGAUCAACCGGCCGAACCAAGUUUCCUAUUGCGCCAGUGGUAUUCUUUUUUUGUUCUUUUCAGGAAACCAUAUGGAUCGUGAGAUAUUUAUCCAAGACACAACCCAGAUUGGAUCGAGAGGACAGCAAACAAAUUUAUCCAAUUGACGCACUCUACCCCAGAAAUCCCCAUGCGUUGAGGAACCCUUCUACACACAACCGCCGUUCCUUUUGGAUCCGAAGUUUGCCGCUCAUCGCCCUAGGUCCCUCAGUUAAUGCGAUGGGAAUCCGAAUUGUAGUUGGGGGAAAUGGGUGCCCGUGUCCCAGGCCAGUUCCCCCUCCCCCCUCCCACGCUCCUUUCAGGUCGCGAACGCUG